Molecule: messenger RNA, 992 nt
Organism: Salvelinus fontinalis (brook trout)
Lineage: Eukaryota; Metazoa; Chordata; Actinopteri; Salmoniformes; Salmonidae
Product: octapeptide-repeat protein T2-like
Exons: 2
Coding region: 17-703 (228 amino acids)
Source: RefSeq, a predicted model, not a curated record
UGCAGUCUCUGAGGAGAUGGACACCUCUUCUUCUUCUGGACGAUCUCCGUCUCCUACUGGGACUGUCUUCUUACCCCCUCCUAUCAUGUGGAACAGUCUCUACAAGCAGGCAGAGAUGGAGGCUCAGUUCCUGAGAGAAGAGAAGAAGACCUGUACAGAGAAGGAAGCCCACAUGCUUGAGUUGAGGGGGAAGGAUCGAACGAUCCAAAAUCAGAAGAAGGAGAUGGACAGACUUCAAGUGUGCCUCUGGGAGGAGGAAAAGAAGAAGAGGAAUGGUGGAACGGAGAAGGACGAGAUGAUUGAACAACUACAGUCUGAGACAGACCAUCUCAGAGCCCUUUUGAAAGAUGAAAGGAGGAGAAGAAGAGUAGAAAGGGGUAUAAUGAAAGAGUGGAAGGCUGAGAUCCUGAGACUGAGGGAGGCAGAGAGCCAGAGGGAGGCAGAGAGCCACAGGGAGGCAGAGAGCCAGAGGAAAGCAGAGAGACAGAGGGAAGCAGAGAGAAAGAGGGAGGCAGAGAGAGCCACAGAAUGGGAGGAGAACCAGGGAAACAUGCAGGAGAUCAACAGACUAAAACAACUGCUGGAGCUGCUGAUGGUGGACCUUCAACUGGCCCACGUAAGACAUGUCAUUGUUAUUAUUAAAAGGCAGUGUAUAUUCACCCGGCUGAAAAUGAAUGGCGGCAGUAUGCUAACCCAAUGUUAACUUUUAUGCCUUUCCUAAACGUUAACCCUUACCUUAACCUCACUGAAACAAUACCUAACCUUUACCAUAACCCAACCCUAGGUCCUAAACCUAACCUUCAUUUAUCUCAACCCCUACGCCUUUCUUCUGCCGGUUGAAUAUCCACUUCCUUAUUAACGUCAUUACUGUUGUUGUUGUUGAUAACUGUAUCUGUGCAGGUUGUAAAUAAUUGCAUUAGUGAAGCAUCAUUUGUAGGAGUAAUUUCUACAAGCAUAAACAUCAGAGGCAACAUUGUUGUAACAUCACACAA